UUGGUGAUGCUGAAUCAGCAGGAAUCACGUAGGAAAACCAGCGAACAAAUUGGACGCUAAAUCCAGUCGUCCUCUGGAAGCUACCGACGAUGUUCGAGGAUGAAUCCGGGUUCGGAGCACGGCAUCGGCGCUGGUAUCAACUGCAUGGUCAUCUUCUUCGCUAUUGGACCUAUCCUGAUGAUGAAAAAUACAAGCCUCCAAUCGGAAGUAUUGAUUUGCUGAAGUGCUCAGAAAAAUUCCGACGUCCACCACCGCCGGAUGAUGUUGAAUCGCUGGUGCUAGCAAAGCAAGGCAAUACUGCUAUUCAGUGGUAUUUGCUGUCUGCUGAUUGUGAGUAGUAUUAAGAUGAGUAUCUUAGUUAGUUAUUAGUUAAAAUUAUGAGUUCGAUGAGCA
Wyeomyia smithii (pitcher-plant mosquito) is the source of this 393-nucleotide messenger RNA. Its product is annotated as anillin-like. Bases 90 to 338 code for a protein of 82 amino acids. The record is from RefSeq and is a predicted model, not a curated record. NCBI's taxonomy places the organism in Eukaryota, Metazoa, Arthropoda, Insecta, Diptera, Culicidae. The transcript is spliced from 3 exons.